AAAUGGACUCUUGGUGGAGACAGUGACAUGCUGGAGGGGGAGGAUAUUGCUGGGUGACAGCAAAGGUGGGGAGGAAUGGGGUCCCCAGGAAGCCUAAUAGGGGCCAGAGAGUGGGUUUCUGAGAGCAUGUGAAAAAUACUUCCUUAUCCGAGACUGAGUCUGUGUGGCUGCUGAUGGCUCCUCGGAUUUCUCACCUGCCUUUCCUGUGAACUCCAGGAUGGACCCAGCGCUCUCGGCAGUCCGGCUCACUGUCCGGGAAGCCAUUCACACCCUUUCAUCUUCUGAGGAUGGCAGCCUCAUUCUCUCCACCCUGGGGUCCCUGAAGCGCUAUCUUGGUGAAACGGAGAACCCAGCCCUCCCCAGGGAGCAGGAGGAAUUUGCCAGGGUCCACUUUUCCGCCUUUCUCAGAUGUCUUGUCGGCAAGCUGAGCCCGGACUGGCUGGAGCUGCUGCCCAAUGGCCAGUUGGAGGAGCUGUGGGCCAGCUUCUUCCUGGAGGGCCCAGCCGACCAAGCCUUCCUGGUGCUGAUGGAGUCCAUCGAGGGCACUGCCGGCCCGAGCUUCCGUCUGAUGAAGAUGGCGCAGCUCCUGGCCGGGUUCCUGAGCGCGGGCAGGAUGGCCGCCGUGAUGGAGGGGCAGUGUCGGCAGCACACAGAGCCAGCCUCACCCCUGCUCCAGGAGACGCUCCUCACCAGGGUGGUGGGCCUGCCCGAUCGCCUGGGCAACCAUCUGCAGCAGGAGAGCCUGGCUGUGUUCUUGCCCCAGAACUACUUCCCUCUGCUCGGCGAGGAGGUUGUGCGGGUGCUACAGGCUGUCGUGGACUGUCUCCGAGGUGGCUUGGACUGCUCCAUCUCCUUCGUGUCUCAGGUCCUUGGGAAAGCCUGUGUCCACGGGAGGCAGAAGGAGAUCCUGGGUGUGCUGGUGCCCCGGCUGACAGCGCUCAUCCAGGGCAGCUGCCUCUGGCAGCGGGUCUGCUGGCGCCUGGUGGAGUGCGUGCCUGACCGGGCAAUGGAGGCUGUGCUCACAGGGCUCGUGGAGGCCGUCCCGGGGCCUGAAGUCCUCGCGCGACUGUUGGGAAACCUGGUGAUGAAGAGUAAGAAGGCCCAGUUUGUGCUGACUCGGAAGCUUCUGUUCUUACAGUACAGAUGCACGACGCCCACACUGCAGAGCCUGCUGGGGUACCUGGCCAUGGACAGCCAGCGGCGCCCGCUCCUUGUACAGGUGCUGAAGGAGCUCCUGGAGACGUGGGGCAGCGGCAGCGCUGUCCGCCACACGCCCCUACCGCAGCAGCGCUACAUCAGCGAGGCCGUCCUCAUCUGCCUGGCGCACCUGGGGGAGGCGGAGCUCCGGGACAGCCGGGACGAGUUGCUGGCCAGCCUGAUGGCAGGAGUGAAGUGCCGCCUAGACAGCAGCUUGCCCCCUGUGCGCCGCCUGGGCAUGAUCGUGGCUGAGGUGGCCAGUGCCCGGAUCCACCCCGAGGGGCCUCCCCUGAGGUUCCAGUAUGAAGAGGACGAACUGAGCCGCGAGAUGCUGGCCUUGGCCACCUCCCGGCCUGCGGCUGACAGCCCUCUGGAGGCAGGCUCAUCUGUCACUCCAGUCACUGCAGAGACCCCUGACAAAGAGACUGAGGACGGUGGCGCCCCACAGCCACGGCCGGAGGGCUCUGAUUCCGAGCUGGACAGCGAUGACGAAUUUGUCCCUUAUGACAUGUCGGGGGACCGAGAGAUGAAGAGCAGCAAGGCGCCGGUGUACAUCCGGGACUGCAUUGAAGCUCUGACCAUAUCUGAGGACUGGGAGCGCUGGGAGGCGGCCCUGCGGGCCCUUGAAGGACUGGUUUUCAGGAGCCCAGCUGCCACUCGGGAGGUGAGUGUGGAGCUGGCCAAGGUGCUGCUGCACCUGGAGGAUAAGACGAGCGUGGCAGGAUUCGAGGGGCUACGCCAGAGAGCCCUGGUGUCCGUCACGGUCACAGACCCGGCCCGGGUAGCGGAGUAUCUGACCUCACAGUUCUACGCCGUCAACUACAGCCUUCGGCAGCGCAUGGACAUUCUGGAUGUCCUGACUCUGGCUGCCCAAGAGCUGUCUCGGCCUGGGCGCCUCGGGAGGGCUCCCCAACAUGGCUCCCCAGGUCCCACCUCCCAGCCUGGCAGCGCUGCGGCUCCUGCCUGGCGGGCAGUUGUGGAGGAGCGGAUCAGAAGCAAGACCCGGCGGUUCUCGAAGGGCUUUGCAAGGCAGGGACCGGCCACGGGCCCCAACGAAUUCAACUCGGUGGCUGGCUCCUUCUUCUUCCCUCUCAUUCAACAUUUUGACAGGCCUCUGGUGACCUUCGACCUUUUGGGAGAUGACCAGUUGGUUCUGGGGAGACUGGCCCACACCUUAGGGGCCCUGAUGUACCUGGCUGUGAAUACCACGGUGGCUGUGCCCAUGGGCAAGGCCCUGCUGGAGUUCGUGUGGGCCCUUCGCUUCCAUGGCGAUGCCUAUGUGCGCCGGGGCUUGCUCUCUGCUGUCUCUUCCGUCCUCCUCAGCGUUCCGGCCGAGAGACUGCUGGCGGACCUGCCAGACGAGCUCCUGGAAGCCCGGUCCUGGCUGGCAGACGUGGCUGAGAAGGACCCAGAUGAGGACUGUAGGAUGCUGGCGGUGAAGGCGCUGCUGCUUCUGGAGAGACUCAAAGACAGACUCCUCCCACUUUCUUCUUAGUCCCCGGCACCUUCUCAGCGCCAGUCCCACUGGGAGAGGUGAAGGCUGGGCAGGCUGAGUGCAGGGCCCGAGGAGGGAUCCCAAAAGUCUUGUGGUUUUGUGGCCCGGCCAGUUCGUGGGUGGGCCAUCUGGUACGAGCGUGCAAGCAGGAAGGCCACUGCCCCCACUCCUGCCACUACUUAUAUCCUGGAAAGUCUGAGUGCAUAGCUACAGUCCCCACGAGGCCCUCUGGACAGUGCCCCCCACGGACAGAGCACCCUGAAGGUCGGGUCGGGUCCCUGAGGAGGGCCACAGGCAGGGCAGAACCCGCAGAGCGGUGGUUGCUGGAGGGA
Molecule: messenger RNA, 3024 nt
Organism: Ceratotherium simum simum (southern white rhinoceros)
Lineage: Eukaryota; Metazoa; Chordata; Mammalia; Perissodactyla; Rhinocerotidae
Gene: TELO2
Product: telomere maintenance 2
Biological process (GO): 'de novo' cotranslational protein folding
Cellular component (GO): cytosol
Molecular function (GO): telomeric repeat DNA binding; Hsp90 protein binding
Source: RefSeq, a predicted model, not a curated record